UGACAUUUUUAUUAUAUAAGAAAAUAUAAAAGCAGUAAGACAUUGGCUUGUGAUAAGUUCAGUUAGAAGAAUAUUAUUAACAAAAUAAAACAUGUUAAAAUUAUUAUUUCUAUUUUUUGUUUUUGGUUUUGUCACUCAUGGAGUUGAAAGUCUCUUUAUUUCGAAUUGGUUAUUUCCAAAGUUGGUAAAUCGGACAAACAUGUUUCAAUGGGCAUCUAUUAGAAAGCCUGAUAAUUAUCAAGGAUUGAAUAUAACAAAAAUAGACAACGGAUUCGAAUUUUUAUGGUUAGAGGAAUUCGAUGGCAGUAAGACAACCCUCACAGCUAAUUUUAAUUAUAUUUUCGAGAAUACUGGAAGUCGAGAAAUAAUAAUUGUUAAAGAUUUAUGCGCGAAUUAUAAAGUUGGAAGCUUAGAACAUGAUGUUCAAAUGUUCAUUUUGAGUAAAUUUAUGAAUACAACAAAAUGUCCAAUUAAAAAGGGUAUGAAAGCUACUUACGAAUUGCCUAAUCCUUACACAUAUCCAACGACAAAUCGAGAAUGUGGUUUGGUUGACGGAACAUUAAAUUUAUUUAAAAUAAGUUCAAAACAUCGACGUUUAACACCAUUAGUAAUGCGAAUGAACUUUAUUGGAAACGUGACUGGACCCAACUGUUCGAAUUAAUAAUUUUUCAAACCUAUUUUUAAAUUUCUAAUGCAUCAUGUAAGACAAUAUUUAAUGAAAAUAUUGUUACUGUAACUUGUUCAAAAUUAUUUUCACCAUUUCAA
Molecule: messenger RNA, 765 nt
Organism: Leptopilina heterotoma
Lineage: Eukaryota; Metazoa; Arthropoda; Insecta; Hymenoptera; Figitidae
Exons: 4
Coding region: 92-661 (189 amino acids)
Source: RefSeq, a predicted model, not a curated record